Molecule: messenger RNA, 924 nt
Organism: Cyprinus carpio (common carp)
Lineage: Eukaryota; Metazoa; Chordata; Actinopteri; Cypriniformes; Cyprinidae
Product: 1-acyl-sn-glycerol-3-phosphate acyltransferase epsilon-like
Exons: 5
Coding region: 59-823 (254 amino acids)
Cellular component (GO): endomembrane system; mitochondrion
Molecular function (GO): acyltransferase activity
Source: RefSeq, a predicted model, not a curated record
UGCGCUGUCUCUGGUCGUGCACACGUACUCGUUGCGGUACUGGCUUCCAGCAGCGGUGAUGCUGGGCACCGCUCCUGCUUAUCUGCUGUCCUGGAGCGCCUGGCGGCUGCUGUCCACUAUGCUACCGUCCAGACUCUAUCACACUGUGGAUGACUGUGUGUAUUCAGUGUAUCAGAGUAUGGUCCUGUUCUUCUUCGAGAAUUACACAGGAGUGGAGAUGUAUCUUGUCAUCUUUCCAGAGGGAACCCGCUACAACCCUGAGCUCCAGAAAGUCAUCAGUGACAGUCAGGCUUUUGCUGUUAAAGAAGGACUUGCUGUGCUGAAGCAUGUUUUUCAACAACCAAGAAUGAAAGCAUCACACGUUGCCAUUGAGACUAUGAAGGAACACCUUGAUGCUGUAUAUGACAUAACCAUUGCAUAUGAGGGAAAACUCACUGCAGCCGGCCAGAGACAUCCAGCUCCUACAAUGCCAGAGUUCCUGUGUAAGGAAUGCCCCAGGGUGCACAUCCACUUCAACCGCUUGGACAUGAGGGAAAUUCCUGUGGAGCCAGUGUUUUUCCGCAGAUGGCUACAUGAAAGAUUUGAAAUCAAGGACAAGCUUCUUACCACUUUCUAUGAUUCUGAAGACCCUGAGAAAAAGUGCAGGUUCCCUGGAGAAAGCCAAAAGUCGCCUCUUAGUCUUACAAAGACAUUGCCUUCUCUGUUGAUUUUGGGUGGCCUCACUUUACCAAUGCUGUUAACAGAGUCAGGUAGAAAACUAUAUCUCAGUACCUGGCUUUAUGGGACUCUGAUUGGAUGGGCGUGGGUAAGUCUUAGUCCUUAAACUAACGAUACUGAAAAAAAAAAAAAUCCAUUCUGACCACUCAGAUGAUACUUUUAGAUUACAUCAUUGGAUUCUUCAUUUUUCACCAUAGUUUCUUUUUG